Molecule: messenger RNA, 4756 nt
Organism: Hyla sarda
Lineage: Eukaryota; Metazoa; Chordata; Amphibia; Anura; Hylidae
Gene: PAK2
Product: p21 (RAC1) activated kinase 2
Exons: 15
Coding region: 155-1720 (521 amino acids)
Biological process (GO): protein phosphorylation; regulation of axonogenesis; regulation of MAPK cascade
Cellular component (GO): cytoplasm
Molecular function (GO): protein serine/threonine kinase activity; ATP binding
Source: RefSeq, a predicted model, not a curated record
GUGUGGCAACCCGGAACCGGAAAGGGUGAGGAGAAGGAGGGUCUGUGCAUCGAGAAAAGGGUCUGAGCAGAACGUAGGAGGGAGCCGGCACCGGCGGGGAGUUCAGGCCGCAGCUCUACAGUCUCACGCCCGGGAUCACUCAGCUGCAGCAACCAUGUCUGAUAAUGGAGAGCUUGAAGAUAAACCUCCAGCCCCCCCAGUGCGGAUGAGCAGCGCGGUCUUCAGCUCUGGAACAAAAGACCCACUGUCAAGCAACCACAGCCUUAAGCCUCUUCCAUUGAUCCCUGAAGAGAGAAAAUCCUCCAGGAACAAAAUUAUAUCCAUCUUCUCGUACAAUGAAAAAGCGGGAAAGAAGAAAGAACGCCCUGAGAUCUCCCCACCCUCAGACUUUGAACACACUAUACACGUGGGCUUUGAUGCAGUGACUGGAGAGUUUACUGGUAUGCCAGAGCAAUGGGCACGGUUGCUACAGACCUCAAACAUUACCAAGCUCGAACAGAAGAAGAAUCCACAGGCUGUGCUCGAUGUGCUGAAGUUCUAUGACUCAAAGGACACAGCUAAACAGAAAUACCUUAGCGUUUCAGCAACAGAUAAAGAUGGCCUCCCUUCUGGCCUGUCACCUGCACCACAUGCUAAAGGAUCCGAGCCUACAAGAGCAGCGACAGAUGAUGAUGACGAUGAUGAUGCUCCUCCAGUUAUUGCUCCGCGACCUGAACAUACAAAAUCGAUGUACACGCGAUCUGUAAUUGACCCAAUACCUCCCCCUGCUGGAGAUACUGACAGUGCAGCAAGGAAUGCAGACAAACAGAAAAAGAAGACGAAGAUGAGUGAUGAUGAGAUAAUGGAGAAACUUCGAACUAUAGUGAGCAUAGGUGACCCUAAGAAAAAAUACACCAGAUAUGAAAAGAUUGGCCAGGGGGCCUCUGGAACAGUCUUCACUGCUAUCGAUGUAGCCACUGGUCAAGAGGUCGCCAUUAAACAAAUAAACCUUCAGAAGCAGCCCAAGAAAGAAUUGAUCAUAAAUGAAAUUCUUGUUAUGAAAGAGCUGAAGAACCCGAAUAUUGUAAACUUUUUGGACAGUUUCUUGGUGGGAGAUGAGCUCUUUGUUGUGAUGGAGUACCUGGCUGGUGGCUCUCUCACCGAUGUUGUAACAGAAACCUGCAUGGAUGAAGCACAGAUAGCUGCUGUAUGUAGAGAGUGCUUGCAAGCGCUGGAAUUCCUGCAUGCCAACCAGGUUAUUCAUCGAGACAUAAAGAGUGACAAUGUACUUCUAGGAAUGGAUGGCUCUGUCAAACUAACUGACUUUGGUUUCUGUGCUCAGAUCACCCCUGAGCAAAGCAAGCGUAGCACCAUGGUGGGAACACCAUACUGGAUGGCCCCAGAGGUGGUAACCAGGAAAGCAUAUGGUCCCAAAGUAGACAUAUGGUCGCUUGGAAUCAUGGCUAUUGAAAUGGUAGAAGGAGAACCACCUUAUCUCAAUGAGAAUCCCCUAAGGGCUUUGUAUUUGAUUGCUACAAAUGGCACCCCAGAACUGCAGAACCCGGAAAAACUCUCUCCAAUUUUCCGAGAUUUCCUAAAUCGUUCAUUGGAGAUGGAUGUAGAAAAGAGAGGAUCAGCAAGAGAACUCUUACAGCACCCUUUCCUAAAACUUGCCAAACCACUGUCCAGCCUGACCCCUCUGAUACUUGCUGCAAAAGAAGCUAUGAAAGGCAACCGUUAACAUCCAGUCAAGACCUUCCUCCAGUAUGCCCUUUGCCCGGUUAACCCUCCUAACAUUUUAGACGUGCCACUCCUCCGCUCAUCGACAACUGAGACAAUGAUUGACAAAACCAGCGUUGGUCUGAGAAGACACAGACCCAGAGAUUCAUGUUCUCUCCUUGUCGGGGCCGUGAAAGUACUGAGAGGGAGGAAGUGACGCCCCCAUGCUGUGCAUCUUUCUUUUUGAAAGAAGGAGAAAACUGUGGCCUUUCUAGAUCCCCAAUCUUUUUGGGAUUUCCACUGCAUUAUGGGAAUAAUUUUAUACGUCUGCGCCCUCUGAAGAUGCCUGCUCUUGUUUUCUGGCCUUUUCUUGAUACUUGAAUAACUCUCACGCCAGUGCCAGAGCAUUUAUCUCUUGCUGGCUCCUUUUUAUAUUCCAUUCGCUGACCCUAUGCCAGGAUUCACCACUGUCUUUUGGGCAGUGUGCCUGUGUUGUUUCCAAGGAGAGGCAACCUGGUGAAUUUCGUUGAUGCUCCCUGGUGUUCAGGUUUCUUAUGUGCAAGGCAUAUUGUUGGUGGGAGGUUUAUUGAAAACGUCUUAACUAGUACUUACAUAAGUGUUGAUUUUGCAUUAGGGAAAAGGGCUGAGGAAGUGAGGACUUGUCCGUGCCUGUGCCGUGCUAUUUCAAGAGCUAAUCGAUUUUCUUCCACAACAAUGGCCUUUCUCUUUUUUUUUGGAAUUAAUAUGGACACUUCUGUGUAAUCUCAAAGUGCUCUUAACAUUACAUCCAAGGAAAUAUUCUAAGUGAUUUCAUUUUCUUAACAUCCUUCCGACUCCUUGUAAUUUUACAUUAAGGGAAGUUUGUGCAAAAAUUUCAAGCAUUUCCUAUGCGGGAUAUGGGUUUUUUUUUUUUUUUUUAAAGGGUUGUUUCUACAUGCUGUAAGAAUUUUCAAAUUUAAGUGCCUAUAAUGAAUAAGUGUAACUUUCUGUUGGGCAGCAGAAUAUCCAGUGCAUUAGAAAGUAUUCCUUGUAUCAGAUCUACUGCCGUGACUAAAAGUUGUCUUCUUCUCUCCCCCACCCUCCCUGUGUAGUGUAUUAGGAUUAGUCCCUGAUAUCUCUCUGCAGAUUGUACGAAAUCUUUGCUACAUUGAAGGGGGAGCUUGUGCCAAAAUUCCAGAAUCUUCCGUGAAACUGCGAUUUACCAUACAGUCCUAUCUGUUUAAAAGAUUUCACAUGUCCGAAUCUUGUCACUGUGUUUGUAAUCCAUUGGACAAAAGGGAAUUCAAAUAUUGUGCUAUAUGGUGCAUUAUAUGUCCUAGUCCUUGCAUUGUUUUUUUGACCCACCUUUCAAGCAGGAAGUUGAACUUAGGUCUUAAACAUUUCAUUGAAGUAUAGCCGACCCUGCCAACAAACAGGAGAAAGACCACAUUGUCCUCUUAGGACGAAGCAGUAACCUUGUGCCUUUUUAACUUUGGCAAACAGCCUAGUUACUACAGUUCUGAGCUUCCACUUAUUGUGGUGGUUUUAUGCCUUUUAAACAUAUCGACUGCUCCAUAUUUCAUUAUUCCAGUGUUGUUGAUUAUGAUGCUGCUGUCAAGGGAAUGAUCUCUUCUGAAUGCCAAGAACUUCCAGAACCCGCACGGUCAAAGUUGUUCCUCUCCGCAGGUGCUAAAAAGUUCUUAAAAGUAUAGAAAAGGACUGAAAAUACCAGAAGACCUUCUCUUAGAACAUGGACGUUUGUGUGAUAGAGACUUGUUGCCUGUAUGUGCUGGAAGAAAGGUUUCCAUUUGUGUCGAGCCUCCAUUGUGGUGAAUGCAGUCUGUGGUGUUAUUGAAGCUGUCCACAGAGAAGAGAGAUUUCAGUGGGAUCUUUGGUUGGUGUAUAACAAUGCCAAAUGUAUAAUGGCUUAGUUGGGUUUUUUUUAUGUUGUCCCUAUUUUUUGCCUUGGCAUUGUGUUCCUAGAUUGGCAGAAUAUUGGAUCAACUAACCUUAUUGUUACAAACUGAUACACGUGUAACAAAAUAGGAGAUAAAAGAACUAAUGUUGGAGUGGGAGGAAUGAAGGGAAUUAUGCAUUGAUAUUUUUAUUAAGGUGUUUAAAUGUAGCUUUGGUCUGCAUAUGGUUCUUACAACGUAGUUACUAUUGGUUGGGGAUGAAGUUUUGUCAGUUCCCCCUUAGGGAUUAUACAUGUAUCGCUGAACUGUAGAUUGAAACAUAGACUGUUCUUAUUUCUGUGUUGGGAGCCUCUUAUGUCCAUAUUCACAAUACACUUGUCUGUAUUGAUGUGGGGUCGGCCAACAGUCUGUGAUCACUGCUUAGUAUAGAAGUUGCCUCAUCAGACGAAUCAUACUGUAUCUGAGUAAUGUGUGAAGAUGGCUGUAAUAUUUCAACCUUCUAAAUAUUGCUUUGAUAUGUGUACAUAGCUAGGAUAUAGAGGUUGAAUCCUCUGAGUUUUUGUUGGAGAUUGCAUUAACAAAUAUAGGGCAUUUCUACUGACUCCUUUUCAUGGAUGAUACCUUGUUUCCUUAUUGACAUCUGAGACUUGAAGGGAGAUGUUGUUUCCACAGCAUAUACACAGGGUUCUGUAAAAUCGUCUUUUAUAAAGUAUUGUAAUUGUUCUAAAAACACAGAUGCAAAAGAUCUGUCUUCAAGAACCACCAUCUCUUAUUAUGAAAUCACGACACACUGAACUAGGUUCUAGCAUCUUUGCCUUAACCAAGAAAGACUUAAGGUUGUAUUGGUUAUAUUGAUGAAGAUGCUUAAAUCGGCAUCAUGAGAUUUGUUAUACGUUUCUUGGAUGGAAGAGUGUGGUCUCCAAAAGUAAUAAUCCCAGAUAUAUGCCUCUGUAUUUUUGUUUCUUCUUCUCCCUUUUUAGCUUUUGCAUGCAGAUGUUACAUAUUUUUGUGGUUCCAUCCUCUGCAGUUCUUCCUUUUCCUGUCUUGUUUAAUUUAUCCCAUCUUUUUAUUUAAUUAAUUUUUACGGCAAUAACUACUGAAUCAUUUGUGUGCGUCAACUUUGCUUGGAAUAAACAUUUUGUUUUAUUUUAGAAGUAAGAGUC